Molecule: messenger RNA, 987 nt
Organism: Thalassophryne amazonica
Lineage: Eukaryota; Metazoa; Chordata; Actinopteri; Batrachoidiformes; Batrachoididae
Gene: mettl21a
Product: methyltransferase like 21A
Exons: 3
Coding region: 187-843 (218 amino acids)
Biological process (GO): peptidyl-lysine methylation
Cellular component (GO): cytosol; cytoplasm
Molecular function (GO): protein-lysine N-methyltransferase activity
Source: RefSeq, a predicted model, not a curated record
GUGUUAGAGGCGCUGAUUGUAGUUUAGCUAGGUUACUACUGCAAUGUGUGAAUUUUGUUUUUCUACGACCGAGCCAACAGCAAAUAAUGGACAUCAAAGAGAUCAUUUAUACCGGGAAAUGGUUUUAAUACUACAGCUAUCGUAAAAUACCACAGAAGAAGACAGGCGUCCAUUUGAAUUGACGUCAUGGCUCUUGUCCCGUAUGGAGAAAACGCGUUACCCGUUUUUUACAAACUCCACCACUCUACAGCAAAGUUUCAUUUUGCCAAACGGGACAUAAGUCUCGCGCAGGACUGGAACAAACUCGGCGUAGCGGCGGUAGUGUGGGAUGCUGCGGUGGUCAUGUGUAUGUUCCUGGAGCUCGGACAGGUGGAGCUGAACGGGAAGGUGACCAUUGAACUGGGAGCUGGGACUGGACUGGUCGGCAUCGUUGCAGCCCUGCUGGGUGCCUCAGUAACAAUCACGGACAGAGAGCCUGCACUGGACCUCCUCUCUGCUAACGUGAAGGCCAACUUGCCCCCAGACUCUCGGGGAUCAGCGGUUGUGUCUGAGCUGACGUGGGGCCAAGGUCUCGAUCAUUACCCCGCUGGAGGAUUUGAUCUGGUGUUGGGAGCAGACAUCGUUUACCUGGAGGACACCUUUGUGCCACUCCUGCAGACUAUGCAGCACCUGUGCUCGGACUCCAGCGUGGUGCUGCUGGCCUGCAAGAUCCGCUACGAGCGCGACACAGACUUUUUGAGCAUGCUGAAGCAGCGGUUUGCUGUUGAAGAGGUGUACUAUGACCAACAACUGGACAUCCACAUUUAUGAAGCUCAGAAACUCCCAUCCCAGAGGGAUCUGUGAGUACAGAGCAUGUACAAGAACAAAAAAAAAAGCUGCCAAAAAACUUUAAUAUUUGAAUAUCUGUAACAUUGUGUAUCAUACAAGGUGGUGUUGACAGAAAAGCACACAAUUACUCAACGAAAACUUAAAAAAAAAAAAAAAAAA